This is a messenger RNA of Rotaria sp. Silwood1, 1560 nucleotides long. NCBI's taxonomy places the organism in Eukaryota, Metazoa, Rotifera, Eurotatoria, Philodinida, Philodinidae. The record is from the annotation of a GenBank genome assembly.
AUGGUUCUUGGUUUUAUUGCGGUAUAUUCACAAGCUUCUCCAUCAUCUAGUGCUGUUAAAAUGGGUACAACUACGCAAGUCAUGCUAAAUCUUCGUUUGGUUCUUGCGGGUUUCUUUCCAACGGUUAAUUUCAAACAAGCUUUAUUCAAUAUUCGUCUACGUUCAGAUCCAACUUGUAUAUCAGCAAUUAAUGCUAUAAUGAUUACGAAUUAUUCUCCUGAUGAACCAUGGACAUCAAUAAAUGAACCUGGUAUUGGACUUCAAUUAGUGAUAUUUUCUGCUCAAAUCGUAUUUUGGUGGAUUAUAUUAACAUGCAUUGAAAAUCGAGUUAAGAUUGGACAAUAUAUUUGUUGUUGUUGUUUUAAGCGAAAAGAACACAGAAUAAGUGAUAGACAGAGAAACCAAGUGAAUAACAACAACUCAACUAUGGCACUUGAAUGGGAUGAUUCAAAACUUGACAAAGAUGUUCGAGAUGAACGUCGAAUGAUUCUUAAUAACAGAGCAUUAUUUACAUCAACUGUUGUACUUGUUCGAGACCUUGUUCAACAAUUCAAGAAACGAAAAAGAAAAUUACUUUUUUCACCUUAUUUUACAGCAGUUGAUCAUCUUAAUUUUUAUGUACCAAAACAAUCAUGUUUUGGUCUGUUAGGUGCUAAUGGAGCCGGCAAGACCACAACAUUUCGAAUGUUAAUCAAUGAUAUUCAACCUACUGCAGGAGAAAUACUUAUUAAUGGGAAAAAUAUCAACCAGACAAAACGAGACAUCGAGAUGGGCUUUUGUCCACAAUUUGAUUGGCUUAUUGAAGAUCUAAAUGUUGUCGAAACAUUAACGUUAUUUGCAAGAUUGAAAGGUUUAUCAACAGCAGAAAUUCCAAUCACUUGCAAUGACAUGAUAGAAUUAUUUGGUCUGGAACCUUAUCGAGAGUGUGAAGUGCAAAAUCUCAGUGGUGGCAACAAACGAAAAGUGAGUGCUGCUGUAGCAUUCAUGGCUAAUCCAUCGUUAAUCUUUUUGGAUGAACCAACAACGGGUUUGGAUGCUGGUGCAAAACGUAAACUAUGGAGUGUGAUUCGAGCUGCUCGCGACGCCGAAAUCGGCAUUAUGAAAUCGGGACAAUUUGUUUGUCUCGGUAAUCUUCAACAUUUAAAGAAUCGGUUCGGUAAAGGCUAUGCAGUUCAAGUGAAAGUAUCUCAUGAGAAAAUGAAGGAAUUUCAACAGGAACUUACUAGAAUUUUGCCAGGAAUCGAAAUUGAAGAUGAACAAAAUGGUGUACUUUUUUGUAAUGUACCAUUUGCAUCAUCGCCAUCAAACAGCAUACAAAGUACAACAUGUUCAUCUAAUUUAUCACUUGUAUUUGAAGUACUCAAUGCAAAAAAAGAACAAAAUAUUAUUGAAAGUUACUCAGUAACUCAAACAACACUGGAACAAAUUUUUGUCCGAUUAGCUGGUCAUGAUAUAAAUAAUGAUGAUACUUUAACUGAGAUUGCUUCUGUUUCAUCUCAACCUAAUUCGAAUGCCGAGGCUGUCAAUCAGGGUAUGUAUUAUUCCAUAAGUCUCAUAUGA